Molecule: messenger RNA, 1349 nt
Organism: Ziziphus jujuba (common jujube)
Lineage: Eukaryota; Viridiplantae; Streptophyta; Magnoliopsida; Rosales; Rhamnaceae
Product: nucleotide pyrophosphatase/phosphodiesterase
Exons: 5
Coding region: 1-837 (278 amino acids)
Molecular function (GO): hydrolase activity
Source: RefSeq, a predicted model, not a curated record
AUGGUUCAAAUGAUUACAGUGAUUAUCAGCCAGUGGGACCAAUUCACAGCACAAGUGAAGGAAAUUGCAUCAACCAAGCCUUAUAUGAUUUCAAGUGGUAAUCAUGAGCGGGAUUGGCCGAAUACGGGUUCCUACUAUGAUGAAACCGCUUCAGGUGGUGAAUGUGGUGUGCUGGCUGAGACCAUGUACUAUGUUCCAGCUGAGAACCGAGCUAAGUUUUGGUACAAGACAGAUUACGGUAUGUUCCGUUUCUGCAUAGCUGACAGUGAACAUGACUGGACAGAGGGAUCAGAACAGUACAAGUUCAUUGAGGAAUGCCUUGCAUCAGCAGAUAGACAGAAACAACCUUGGUUGAUUUUCUCAGCUCAUCGUGUCCUUGGAUAUUCCUCUGAUUACUGGUAUGCUCAGAAAGACUUUGAAGAGCCCAAUGGAAGAGAAAGCUUAGAGAAACUUUGGAAAAAAUACAAGGUCGAUAUUGCAUUUUUUGGUCAUACACAUAACUAUGAGAGGUCAUGCCCCAUCUACAAGAAACAAUGCACAAGUAACGAACAGCAUCAUUAUUCAGGCACCGUGAAUGGAACAAUCCACGUCAUUGUUGGAGGAGGAGGGAGUCACUUAUCGAAGUUCAGCCAAGUGCAACCCAAUUGGAGUAUUUACAGAGAUUAUGACUUUGGAUUUGUGAAAAUGACAGCCUUCAAUCACACAUCUCUCCUGGUGGAAUACAAGAAGAGCAGUGAUGGGGAAGUCUAUGAUUAUUUCACCAUUUCAAGGGAGUACAAAGAUGUCUUAGCUUGUGUGUAUGAUGGUUGUGAACCAACCACUCAUUCUGCAGUCUGAAUUAUGUAAUUGAGAAAAAUUUUCAACUAUGUAUGAUGUUUAUCAGCAGAAGUUGAUCCGUUUCUAUGCAUCCAAUUACGUUGUAGAACAAUCUUGAGAUAAAUAAAAGUAUCUCUGAAUAAAAAAAUGUUCGUGAGUUGGCCAUUCUUGUGUACGUGUUUCUGGAAAAAUAUUAUCAGAAUGGCUCAAGAUUAAUGAUAAGACAGUUUUGAAACAAAUUCAGAUGCUUUCAACAGUGAAAACCUAAAGGAAAGAAAUUUACAAGAGUAGGUGAUGGAGAACGGAUUGCAACUUUCUUAUAGUUUUCAAUAAAAUGAGAUGGAAUUUCAGUAAUAGUAACCCAGUACACAACCACCAAGAGAAAUUUACCAUAUAAAAGCUGGUACACAACUGACCAAUUUCAGCAACGCUGAUGCUGCAACAUAAAAACUUAUAAAAAAAUAUAUAUAAUAAAUUACAAGCAAAACUAUACACAAAAUUGUAUCAGCACUAACAAUCCAGUAAAGAAAGUC